CCAAGAUCGGUUUAACUCUGCAGCUAGUGGUCGGUGAUCUAUUCCAAGAUGGCAGCAAACUCGAGUUCGACGGCGGAGCAGGACAUCAACCCCUGGUCCGUGGCCGGUGCCCGCGACGAGAGCGGCAACAUCUCCCAGAUUGACUAUGUGUCUCUUGCCCAGAAAUGGAACACCCAAUUGAUCAGCCAGGAUCUCCUCGAUCGCUUCGAGAAAGUCACCGGCCACAAGCCGCACCGCUGGCUCCGACGCGGCCUCUUCUUCAGUCACCGUGACUUCGACAAGAUCCUCACGAAGAAGGAGAAGGGAGAGCCCUUCUUCCUCUACACCGGCCGUGGCCCGAGUACCGGCAGCUUGCACCUGGGGCACACCAUCCCGCUCUCAUUCACCAAGUGGCUGCAAGAUGUCCUCGACGUUCCCUUGGUAUUCAUGCUUACGGACGACGAGAAGGCUCUGUUCAAGGACACCCUCACCUUCGAGGAUACGAUGCAGUACGCGAUGGACAAUGCCAAGGACAUCAUUGCCCUCGGAUUCGACCUGAAGAAGACGUUCAUCUACAGCGACUUGAAAUACGUCAGCUCCCACUUCCUGAUGAACGCCUGGGAGUUCGGAAAGCUGGUCACCUUCAACCAGGUCCGUGGCGCAUUCGGUUUCAACGAAAGCACCAACAUCGGCCGGUUGUUCUUCCCUUCGGUGCAGUGUGUCGCUGCGUUUGCGACUUCGUAUCCCGAGCUGUGGGCCGAGGAGCCCCAGAAGAACCGAUCCCAGCCGAUCGCCGACAUCGCCUGUUUGAUUCCCAUGGGCAUUGACCAGGACCCGUACUUCCGACUUUUGCGCGAAAACUCCCACCGCAUGCGCUUCCCUUCGCCGAAGCCUGCUCUGAUCCACUCCAAGUUCUUGACUGCUCUGCAAGGGCCGGGUGGGAAGAUGUCGUCGUCGGAGCCUAACUCGGCUAUCUUCAUGACCGACACUCCUAAGCAGAUCAAGACAAAAAUCAACAAGUACGCGUUCAGCGGUGGCCAGGUCACCGUUGAGGAUCACCGCCGCUUGGGCGGAAACCCCGAUGUGGAUGUUGCGUACAUCUACCUGACCUAUUUCGAAGAGGACGACGCGAAGCUGGCGGAGAUCUACACCAAGUACAAGAGCGGCGAGAUCCUGACCGGUGAGCUCAAGGCGAUGGCCAUCAAGGCGCUGCAGGAGAAUGUGGCGGAGUUCCAGGAGAAGCGCAAGCUCGUCACGGACGAGGUCCUCGAGCAGUACAUGACGCCGCGGAGGUUAUACUUUGCCGAUAAGGAGAAGACCCUGCCCAUCCGGUGACUACUUAGACAUAAACCAAAUGAUUCGAUGAAGACAGAAUACCAAUUGAUUGCAUGACCG
Molecule: messenger RNA, 1374 nt
Organism: Aspergillus candidus
Lineage: Eukaryota; Fungi; Ascomycota; Eurotiomycetes; Eurotiales; Aspergillaceae
Product: tryptophan--tRNA ligase WRS1
Exons: 3
Coding region: 49-1314 (421 amino acids)
Biological process (GO): tryptophanyl-tRNA aminoacylation
Cellular component (GO): cytoplasm
Molecular function (GO): tryptophan-tRNA ligase activity; ATP binding
Source: RefSeq, a predicted model, not a curated record